This is a messenger RNA of Varroa destructor (honeybee mite), 2712 nucleotides long. RefSeq lists its product as uncharacterized. NCBI's taxonomy places the organism in Eukaryota, Metazoa, Arthropoda, Arachnida, Mesostigmata, Varroidae. The record is from RefSeq and is a predicted model, not a curated record.
CAGAGUUGAACCCUGUGGUCCGUGCACCGUGUAAUUCUAUUUACUCAUCUAUUUUUUUUCUUUACAACCAACAGACAGAAGAUUGGUUGUUCUCUGAUUAUUUGUUACUACGCUGCGUACGUUCGUCAUUAGUCGGCGUUCAGUACCCCUUUCCCCCUUGUACUGACUGACAUAUACACAAGGUAGCCACGAGGCGUGAGCCGCGCACAUUCGUGCUUCUUCACUAUCGACUGUGAAUCUAGCCUUUUGGCGCCGUCGCCGUAUUCGAGGAGCUCCCGAGGAUGGUUGCGCGUCGGGCCCCCCUCGGUUGGGCCGUCUUCCUUUUGGCUCUGGCCGCAGUAUCGCUCCUACUUGCCGACGCUCAGCCCGCCCAGGAGAGUCCCUCGGCACGCAUGCGAUAUCUUAUUACCCUCAAGAGGCAGGGAAAGCAAGUGGAGCAUCUGAUCCGAGAAUUAAAUGCCCUUACUGAAGAACUGAAGGCCAAAGAGGCGGACAUUCGAGCACAACUACCGCCCGAGUUCAUCGACCCGAUGGCGCCUCUAGAAAAGCGGGCUCGCUCCCCCGAAUGCUACAUAGCCGCGGGCCUCUCGAGAAGUUGCGACUACAAGGACCUUAUCGCAGCUGUGGAAGAGCGCGACUUUUGGAAUUCGGUCAAUUCGCCCGGAAAGAGAAGAAGACGCGGCGCUGACGGAGAAGCCGCUGACGGCAACAGUAGCCUCAACAGAGGCAGGGUAUCGCUGACCAGCCAUCUGGAUGAAGUUCGAAGUACAGAUGCUAAGUUGAAUCGUCUCAACAACAAACUCAAUAGCGCCGGCGUCGCAUUGCAGCCACAGUACUAAAUGACAGUUAAAUCAGCGACAAUGGGGUCGACGAUAACAAUAAUAAUGAUAUCUAUAUAUAUGGUAGGCGCUAAUAAGACAGGCUUACAGGAUUACACAUCCAUUGGAACAAACGGCUAUAGUAACUGGGGGGCGAACGCCGUCAUGGUUACUAUGCGGGCCUGUCCUAUUUCGUCCUAUUUAUUCGGCAGAUGAUCUCCAGCAUGUUUGUAUAUAACAAUGAUUAGUGCUAGUGUUACAUGAUUAUUCUUAAUACUAGAAAAACAACAAUUGCAAACGGAAAAAGCGGACAACAAGGAUCAGCCACAAUCGAUCCUAUUCUCUUCUGGGAAACCUUCAGCAACAUACAUAAUACGCAACAGCAAUGAUAAUCGUAUGAUGAAAGGAAGUAAAAGCAUAUAGACCUACAUUUUCCAAAAAGGAAAAUGACUAACUAAAGGAAUAGUCUUAGUUUGCCAUGCGCCAAAAUAUGUCGACGAUAUAAAGCCGUGUGAAAAUACAUGGUGAUAAUACAUCACAUAACAGUAUAUAAAUGAUAUAUAAUAAAAUCAUAUUUACGCAUAUGUACGUGUAGACGACCAACGGACACGAACCAUAACUUGAACAUAAAAGGAGACGAAAAUGGCAAAGCGGCGCCUAAAGAAGAAGGAAAAAACAAAAAAAAAUCGCAACGGGAACGAUCAAAUGAAAACCACAUCAGCAAACGAAGCUCGAUUAUAUGUAGUAUCAUCAAUGGCAACAGGACAGAGACAUACGAGCCAGAGUAGGCAUACGACCGAGGAAACUAGACUCCGGAAAGAAACAAUAUUCUACGUUGGAAACCGGUGCUUACUCCUUAUGCUUUGGCCUUGGGGAAAAGUAAGAUUAAUUCCAGUCCAAAUAAUUAGCAGUAAUUGCAGUAUGUCUUGAACUUUUGUUAGCAGCAACCAAAGCACCUAUGCUAAGUAUUGGUUCAUCAAUUUUUCUCACACCUAUCCACUUAUCACCUCUGACGCCCUGACGGAUUACAUUGUGUUACACAUUUAAGGCCCAUCGGAGCACGCAGGUCGGGUUGGCGAAGAAGAACCGCGUACAGAUGGGGCGUAGUCCGAUAUUAAAAACGAAAACGCUUUACAAAUUACACAUUUAGAAAAGAUCGGCUCGAACAAUGAUAACUCUUUGUCGACGUCACCAAUAAGACUAACCGUGGAUGAACUGUCAAAGAUUAUAACACAUUUUAACUAUAUAGAUAUAGGUAUGAAUUAUACUAACAACUAUCCAGGCUAUCUCUCAAGAAUGAAGAAUGACGACAAAUUAGAGAUAGACUCAAAGAAGAAAAAUGAAUGAUCUGGACUGCCUCCCGAAUGCUGCGCGAGCCCCGCCCGCUGUGAAUUCCAUCAGUGCUUAGUGAUGGACUUUACAGAAAAUGUCCUGGUCAGAGGAAUCAACAUCAAGCGCAUGGACAGAAUUCUCUGUCUUUGUCAGCUAAAACGCACACGACUACAACAGGCAGUCAAAUGGACAGACCUUGCGAAAGGAAAAUGGGACAUCUUUUGACCGUUUCAGUAAAAAGUAGAACUUAAAGCCGUGCGAGAGUGGCAAACGAACGGUAAAAUUGAAGGCAGAAGGCUGCAAAUGGAUCUGCAUUGUGGACCUGUUUACUCUGGUUUAUGUGAUAGGGUUUUACGAGCCAGACAACGAAAAUGGAUAUCGGCUAAUCAUAGAACUCCGAUGGUAAUGGAUACCCAAACGGGAAGCAACAUCAUUAGAGCGCCCAACGAAUUGGCCGUAAGGUUGUCUCGUUGAGUCUUCGCGCGAAAUUUCCGUCGCUAUCCUUAAGCAUAACUAAAUAAAAAUAUCAUCAUGAAUUUUGGUAGAUCCAAUUUUCUUUUCA